Exaiptasia diaphana is the source of this 1843-nucleotide messenger RNA. Its product is annotated as creatine kinase B-type. Gene Ontology annotation, biological process: phosphocreatine biosynthetic process. Lineage: Eukaryota; Metazoa; Cnidaria; Anthozoa; Actiniaria; Aiptasiidae. The coding region runs from base 51 to 1394 and encodes 447 amino acids. The transcript has 7 exons. Gene Ontology annotation, molecular function: creatine kinase activity. The record is from RefSeq and is a predicted model, not a curated record.
AUUUAUCUAUAAAACACGUCAUAAUUGAUAAUACGUCACAGAAGUAAUUUAUGGAAGCAUGGGCACUAGCUGACUCUGUCAUCGUGAUCACAGAAAACAAUCCACCAAUAGUUUGCGAUUGCCCAAASAUGCUUGCCGCAUUGACUGCCGCUGCUUGUGGCGUAUAUUUAACAAAGGAGGCUUUYGAAAUAUGGCGGGAAAGUAAAAAAGAAUCUAAAGAAUGGCUACGAAGACAUGGAUACAUGCGCCAUCAAGCAUAUGACAAUUACCCUGAUUUAAGUGUUCACAACAGUGCGAUGGCUACUCAUCUAACACCAGAGGUCUAUGAAGUCCUCAAACAUAGGAGAACCGAAGGAAAAUUCACGCUUGAGAGGGCUAUUCAGGUAGGYGUGGACUGUCCAGGAAAACCUUGGGAACGACUUUCUGGUGUCAUCGCCGGAGACAAAGAAACUUAUGAAAUCUUCAGUCUUCUUUUUGAUAAAGUAAUUGAGGAUCUUCAUGGUUUUGGUAUAAGUGAUAUUCAUAGGAAAGAAAUCAGCACACAAGSAAUUGAAUCUGGUGAUUUUGAUGGCAAAUACGUGAAGGCAACUCGUUUGACUGUUCUAMGAUCGCUCAAUGGCUACAGAUUUCCUGCAGCAAGCUCGAGACAGGAAAGACGAGGAGUAGAACACGCUCUUAGAUUGGCACUGUGUAGAUUAAAAGGUGAAUACAAAGGAGAGUAUUUCUCACUUUGUGACCUUACAGACACAUACAAGAAAAGAUUAUCGGCUAGAAUGCUUCUUCCUGACCCCACCCUACCCCUCAUCGCAUGUUCUGGUCGUGCACGUGACUGGCCUGACGCACGUGGUAUAUUUGUCAGUAGCGACAAAUCCUUCAUGGUUCUUGUGAACGAGGUCGAUCACCUCAAGGUGGUUUGUCUAUCAAAAGAAGCUCAUCUCAUUGCUGCGUUUAAAAAGUUAUAUCGUGGACUGGCUUUACUUGAGAAUGAGCUCAAAAGAAAUGGCGAGGAAUUUGUAUGGAAYGAUCACCUUGGUUAUGUCGUGUCUGAUCCAGUCAACUUAGGAACGGGUUUAGAUAUUCGAGUACGGGUAAAGCUACGGCGUUUAUGCGUGGAUAACCGUCUUCAUUUUAUUUUAUCUAACUUAAACUUAAGACGAUGUAGAAAAGGAAUCCAAUCUGUCAAUAUCCCAAAAGGAGAGUUUUAUGUAUACACAGAAAAGACAUUGGGCGUAACAGAGGCUCAGAUGCUCAAGAUACUCAUCAAAGGUGUUCGCAAGCUCAUCCAAUUGGAGAUGGUAUUGGAAAAAGGAGAGGAAAUUGACGAAAUGCUGCCCAAAAAAGGAUAUGGACAAAAACAGCUCGACUGCAGUGCGGCAGAUAUUGUUACAAGAUAGUUUAUUAACAAAAAUCAAUGCUGGAUGAUAUGUCUUGUUACUUUCGAUUAGAUGUAAAAUGUUAUAUAUUCUUUCCUUUAUAGCAUUAAUCAGUAAAACAGCUGAAAUUAUUUUUCUUGCGCCACUUGCUUGUGAAGCAAUUUUUGAUCAUUUUUGGAUCUCACUUUUUGAAAAGACAUGUUUUGCUUUUGUUCAGAAGAAAAUUUUAAUAAUGAAUCCUUCUCAGUUACUAGUGUGAACAAAAAAAUCUCCCGUAGGGUAUUAAAGACCUGUUUAUAUCGAGAUAGUAUCAUACACCGCGGCAGAAAAAGAUACUAUUGAACACCGUUUAGAUUGYAAUUAUAACCGAACAUAAUGUGAAAUAGUUUUAAAACACAAUUGGUUAAUGAGGAUAGCACAACUUAUAAAGCAAGUAUCGGUAAAAAUAAACUCUAUCAGAAAAAAAAAAA